AUGGCACCCCUGUCUCUUGCCAUGUUGACCAAAAGUCCCUGUAUGGGGACCAUCAUUGUUGGGCUUCAAAAUUCAACUUCAAUUACCAAUGGGUUACAUCCUCGAGACUACAUCCAUGUGCUAUACAGUCUAUGGAAAGUGUUCCCACCGUCUGAUCACUUGUGGAGUGAUGAAAUGAGAAGAACUUUCAGGUCUCCAAUAGUCAUGAGUCCUCAAACCAUUUGGAAUUCCCACUCUGAUGGUGACGUCAAGGGAAAUGGCCUCCUUGUGAAAACAGUGAAAAUCCAGACAAGCAGAACCAGAAAGGGCGAUUAG
Xyrichtys novacula (pearly razorfish) is the source of this 315-nucleotide messenger RNA. NCBI's taxonomy places the organism in Eukaryota, Metazoa, Chordata, Actinopteri, Labriformes, Labridae. The record is from the annotation of a GenBank genome assembly.